Molecule: messenger RNA, 2133 nt
Organism: Coregonus clupeaformis (lake whitefish)
Lineage: Eukaryota; Metazoa; Chordata; Actinopteri; Salmoniformes; Salmonidae
Product: polyadenylate-binding protein-interacting protein 2B
Exons: 5
Coding region: 120-533 (137 amino acids)
Biological process (GO): negative regulation of translational initiation
Cellular component (GO): cytoplasm
Molecular function (GO): mRNA regulatory element binding translation repressor activity
Source: RefSeq, a predicted model, not a curated record
CCACAUGACCACCGUGUUCCUAAUGUAUUUAGCUAACUAACGUUAGCUAGCCUACGAGUGUGUUGGAAAUACGUUUAUUUUUAUUUUGUCGGUUUGAAGAAGUAACACUAAAGCAGGGGAUGCCAGAGCCGUCGGAGAUGAGUGGUCCCGAGGUAGUGAAGACGCCGGGGGGCGGGGCUCCGGGGAAGGAAGGCAAGGAGCCCAUAGCAAAUGGGCAUCCGGGAGAGGGCGAGCAGGGAGGAGACGAUCCCUUUGCUGAGUACAUGUGGAUGGAGAACGAGGAUGUUUACAACAGACAGGUUGAAGAGGAGUUGUUGGAGCAGGAGUUCUUGGAGCGUUGUUUCCAGGAGAUGUUGGACGAGGAGGACCAGGAUUGGUUCAUCCCGGCCAGGGACCUCCCCUCGGGGGUGGGUCAGAUCCAGCAGCAACUCAACGGCCUGUCAGUCAGCGACGGAGGAAACGCAGAGGAGAUGGCGAGGAAGAGCAACUUGAACCCCGAUGCGAAGGAGUUCGUUCCAGGAGUGAAAUACUAGGAGUCCCCCUCACCCCCAGGGAGCGCCCACACACACACACGCUUGCAGAGACUCUGGCGGCCUCGACCGGAACACACACACCGAACAACACACACAGGUCCAAGGCGUGUAGGUAGAAAUCCGUAAGAGGGUGGGGGGACGACGACGACGACUUCUUUUUAGUUUCUGUUUGUUUAAUGGUAAACUAAGGGACAGGUUGGGGGGAGGAGGGAGGGGUCAGUACGAACAGAACCCUAAGGAGGGAGCUGCUGCUCCAUUUACACUCUAGAGGCUGAGUCUCAAAUGGCACCCUAUACCCUAUGUAGUGCACUACUUUUGACCAGGGCCCAUGGGCUUGAGUCCAUAGGGAAUAGGGUGCCUUUUCGGACGCACACCGAGACGUACAUAUACAGAGAAAUGGGAAACUCUGUUUGAGAUUUUCCGACUUUUCAUGGUUGCCAUGUUGGCACCUAAAAGCUCCAUGAUAACGCAACAGGCGAAUCACAGAUGACACCCUGUUCCACCUUUAUAGUGCACUACCUGGUCCAAAGUAGUGCACUACAUAGGGAAUAGGGUGCCAUUUUGAGAUCGGCAUUUAUACUUUUCAUGGCUGCCAUGUUUGUGCCGGAAUGUUCCACAACAUUACCAUUCUAAUUGGAAUCCAACUAAGAAUGUUCUUAGUGCCAUGGAUGACAGACAGUUGUCCGUUCUAGAACUCUGUACAUCUACGUACCUCUGGUCACAAUAUGACAUCAUCAUUUCUCUGUUCUAUAGGUCGUUAUCAAUAAAAUGUCACAAUACGGUCCAAAGCGUUCGAUUUGCCUGCUGAGGGGGCAAGGAGAACCCCAGCUCCACUAAAACCAUUGACAACUGUGUGUCGUUUUCAAGGGAUUGUUAAAUAAAUGCUAACUAUUUGGUUGUAAUAUCAUCACCUCUUGAAGCACAUAGUCAAAACUACAAAGGUCAGAUUAUUCCAUAUUUAGCUCUAUCAUCAGUUAUACAGUAACUGCAUGCUUUUCAUGAUCAGUAAACAUCAAUUGAUCAUGGAAUUUCAGAUACGUGAGGGUAGCCUUCACGAUAUCUCUCAAUAUUGACCACCAUUGAUUGGAUAUUUGAGUGAUAGAAAAGUGACCUAUACCUGACAAGGACGAGUGGUUCAGGUGAAUUUCCCAUCCUUUGUGGGCUCUGCUUGUCAAGCAGCAGAAGGGCGCAUUUGCAGAUGUACUGUUAGCUGAUAAUGCAAGCUACCGGUAGAAACUUUGUACAGUUGGCUAAACAUAUAGUGGUAAGUAGACCUAAUGUACUUUUUCUCUCCAACCAACUUAGGCCUACAGCGAAGUUAGCUAGCAUUAUCCCCUCUACAACAGUGUUUUAAUCACUAUUUCUGCUGAAAGACGUGAUAGAGGCAACAUUGAUUGAUGUACCACGUCAAUGUGGCUAGCUAACGACAGAUCACGUCUAUGUGGCUAGCUAACGACAGAUCACGUCUAUGUGGCUAGCUAACGACAGAUCACGUCAAUGUAGCUAGCUAACGACAGAUCACGUCAAUGUGGCUAGCUAACGACAGAUCACGUCAAUGUGGCUAGCUAACGACAGAUCACGUCAAUGUGGCUAGCUAACA